This is a messenger RNA of Anopheles stephensi (Asian malaria mosquito), 6912 nucleotides long. RefSeq names its product fasciclin-2 (gene Fas2). The record is from RefSeq and is a predicted model, not a curated record. Bases 454 to 3006 code for a protein of 850 amino acids. Gene Ontology annotation, molecular function: protein binding. NCBI's taxonomy places the organism in Eukaryota, Metazoa, Arthropoda, Insecta, Diptera, Culicidae. Gene Ontology annotation, cellular component: membrane. The transcript is spliced from 10 exons. Gene Ontology annotation, biological process: cell-cell adhesion.
AGCCAGACGCGAAUCGAGCCGGACGUGCGUGUCGCGAGCGAGUUCGCGGUGUUAGAAGUUCGAAAGGCGUGUGUAUAGAAAAAGCCAUCGAUUCUAUUGCGGUGGUCGUUUCGAGUGCUGGAGCGUGUUAUGCUGUAAGUGCAGCCGUGUGUACCGUUUGCAUUGUUUUGGUGCCUGUUUGUCCUAGCUUCGGCUGGAUGUAUAACACAUUUCAAACAGUUUUAACAGCUGCUUGUAUUGAAAAAUAGUGUGCGUGAAAAUGAUCAUUGAAUUCAACUUUACUAAGUGAAAAGUGUAUCUCCAAUUAAAAUUACACUAAACAGUGGCAAGAAGUGCGAAUAGUCAACUCGCGUUUGUUUCUGGUCGUUAAGUUAUUAGCGAUCAUUACACAAUAUCUCGGUAGAUAGCAUCGACUUGAAGAAGGCUUCCUGUCGCGACCGAAAAGGAAACAAGAUGGCAGCUCAAUAUGGCCGUAGCCUCAACUCCGCGGCCGUGAUGAUGCUGCUCGUUUGGAUUACGCUUAUAGGAGUGGCACCUUCCCAAGGACAGAAUCAACCGCGGCUGAAAAUCCUGCCCGCAUCUUCCAUACAGCGCAAACCGGUCGGACAUUCGCUGUUGCUGACCUGCCGACCGGAAGUUCCGGACACUAAUCUCAUCUCGGAUCUCAGAUGGAACGACAACCGCAAUAUGACCAUCCUACCGAAACCGAUGAACUAUUACUAUCCUCUGUACGAUUCGAAAGGUCGUAAGCUUCCAACGAAGGCGGGUCAGUCAUCGCCGAUGAUCUACACGGAAUCGAUAGCGGGCGGUACGGCGUUAGCGCUAAUCUUCAACUCGCUGCAGGAGAAUAUGGCCGGGACGUACUACUGUGCUGCUUCCUACUCCGUCACCGAAAAGUUGAACGCGGCCGUCGUGGUCGAAACCUACGUUGCCAUUACCUGGAAGGAUGCUCCCACGGACCAACGCCCCCUGAUGGGCACGGACUACAUUGUACGCUGCGAAGUAACCGCCAAUCCACCAGCAACUGUUGAUUGGCUUCGAAACGGUGAUCAGAUUAAAUCCAGCGGACGGUAUGUGAUCGAAAAUCGGGGCUUGCUUAUCAAAAACAUAACCGAGGCGGAUGAUGGUGUGUAUACGUGCCGCGCCGCCGUUAUGUCGACGGGUGAACUAAAGAACCGUGAGAUAAGGGUCGAGGUGCAGAUCAUGCCCGAAGUUCAGCGCCUGCCGCAGGUGAUGGAUGCCGUCGAGGGCCAAUCGUUUUCGGUGAUGUGCAAUGCAACCGGCAAACCGGUACCCGAAUUCCAGUGGAUUAAGAAGGGAACGCAACAGAAUGCAGCCGACUUGGAUAGAUUUUCCGUCAACGCCAUCACUGGCCAGCUCGAUAUCAGCACCGUGGAGCAGCAGGACCACGACAACUAUGCCUGUAUUGCACGCAAUCCUGCCGGUCAUUCGGAAUCGGUGAUGAAACUGAACGUGUUGAUUCGACCGAAAAUCAUCGAGUUCAUCAACAUUACCGUGUCCGAGAACGAGGAGGCAGUCUUUGUGUGCAAGGCAUUCGGCCGACCUGCUCCAGAAAUCACGUUCCGCCGCUACGGCACGGUGGAAGAAUACACGAUCGGUUUGCAGGUUAGUGACGAUCGGAUCAUUUUGGAACAGUCAACAGACGACGAGAAGGGUGAAACGGUCGGUACGCUACGCAUCUCGAAGCUUGCGACCACCGAUGACGGCCUGUACGAAUGUAUUGCAAGAAAUCGGGGUGACGUGGCAUUCAAGGUGGGUCACAUUACCGUCGAGUAUCGGCCAAUCUUUGACCACAUGAAAGCACUUCCGCCGGUGUACACGUGGGAGGAGCGACCCGCCAACUUGAGCUGCUUCGCUCAAGCGAUUCCAAAUGCAACCAUCGAAUGGCGUUUCAAUGAUCGGCGUGUGCAGGAUCUGUACGAUCAGAACUUGCGCAUCGAAAACGAAGGACUACGCAGUGAUUUAAUCGUUACUCCGCGCGAUCGUCGCUACUACACUGCCUACAAGUGUGUCGCCAACAACAGGCUGGGUAGUGCAGAGCAUGUGAUGGAAUUGCGUGAAGCUCGCAUCCCAGAAUCGGUCCCGCAAGCUAAACCGCGCAUCGUCAGUGCUACCUCAAUUACAUUCGACAUUAUGGUACCGCCAGUCGAGCCCGGAUUGCCGCUGACAGCGUUUUCCGUACAGUGGAAGGAACAGUUCCAGAGCGAUUGGAACUUUGCCUUCAACCGUACAUGGUCACCCGACAGCCCGUACAUUGUGGAAGGUUUGCGACCUCAGACGGCCUAUUCGUUCCGGUUCGCAGCGCGCAACGUUGUCGGACUCAGUCAGUGGGGUGCGUACGUCGAUCAGUCGACACCGCGUCGUUCGGAACCGGAAACACCACGCAUCCUUCACACGCCCAUCCAGGACGAGGAGGAAGACAGUGAUCCAAUCGUUACCUCGCCGUACGCGGACCAUUUCGAUAUGCGGUGGAGCAUACCGGUGGACAACGGUGAGCCGAUCGAUAUGUACCGCAUCAAAUACUGUCCGGGUACCAAGGUGAACGGAUACUGGACCGAGAUGGAGGAGCACUGCAUCGAGCAGGACAUUGCGCGCAUGACCAACUUCGAAAUGCGCAACCUGCAGGCGGACACUUACUACCGGAUAGAGCUGAUGGCGCACAACGCGAUCGGCUUCUCGAAGCCUGCCCACGUACUCAUGAAGACUGCACGAGACAAUUAUUACACCGGUAGUGCGAGUGUUUGCAGGGCGGGUAGCGAUCGUUGGUGGUGGUGGUGGUUAUGUUGGUCCUUCAUCCUUACAGCACUGCCCUCGGUAGCAGCGAUCAGUGCCGGUGUGGUGGAGUGUGCAUCGAAUGAUUGUGGUGGUAGUUGUAGUGGUAGCAGUAGUACCACCAGCAAACCGAUUGACGACCAAGAAAAAUGUUUGCGUAGUAGGAAGGCCAUCGAUUGCCAGUGGUCCGUACUCGAAAGCAGUGGAUCGUAAGAUUGUAGUGAUGUAGCAAAAUGGAGACUUGUAAUGUUCAAUGAACAACAGCAAAACCAGGGUGCUCAAAUACAAACUACCAACCCAGUGUUCUCUUCUACAAUGCGAAUAUGCCGAAAGUCGAUCGUCAAUAAAAAAGAAAAAAUUGUCGGAACUGAAAUAGUUAGGCAGAGUACUAAUCGAAUCAUAAUCAUCCCCAAAAGCAAAGAGUAGCAUGAACCAAUAGAUAAAAAGCAUAAACAAAUAGAGUCUGUUUUUGUAACAACUUUAAAGGGGGAAAAAGGGAAUCAGGUUGCAUUCACCACGUGGUAGUCUAUUUGUUAGUUUUGUCGACUGCAGUUUUUUUUUUCAAGUCGUACAAAAUAUGGUAAAAAAGUGAAUAUACACAAUGAUUACAGUUAAACCAACAACCCACCUGACGGUAUCAAACACUUUUUUAUUUGAUUUUUUUUCUUCGUUUGCAAAGAUUUGGAAUUCGAAUUAUAUUUAAAACUAAAAAAGGCCCGAAUAUAAAUUCUGACCAUGAUUUUACCAUCUAACAAAAGGCAUCACUUCCUGGAAGUUUUAGAUAUUUUUAAUUAAAAAAAAACAAAAGAAAACUCUUCUAGUUACCCCGUCAAAAAGUCAAUCAAUUUAUAAGUAAAACACACGUUGUUCGAUUAGAAAAAAAGGUGCCAUACGGAUGACCGUAAGGUGAGUUAAAAUUCCUUAUAAAGUAUUUUGCUUUGUAAUUGGUGAAGGUUAGAAAAAUCAAACAAACACUUAAAAGCAAUUUUCUUCGUCUAUUUGUUCUGUUCUGACUAACUUAAAGCAAUUGUUUUAACAUUAAACACUUUUCAAUUUGAGUAAAACCUUGGUUAUUAUCAGUAGCUCAAUUUAUCGAACGAACGCAUACAAAUGUAUUCUUUUCGUGUAAAGCUUUAAUAACUAAUAAUGAAUAACACAAAACUGUCUCUUACUGAGUUAAAAAGCAAAUGUUUAUGCCAGUGAUAACACUAUUACAGGAGCGAAGCAAAGCUGAGGAUAUUAGACGGCGGAAACAACUAUUACUAUUUCUUACAGUCUGUAAUAAUGAUGAGCUUACAUUACGAUUUUACACUCUGUACUUUUGAUGCAUAUAUAAACUAAAUUUCGAUAUCGGAUGGCUUUCUAAGUGUAUCAAACUAAUUUUCAAUGCCUUGAUCUUAUUGUGAAAACCUAUGAAUUUCGGCAACAGCCUUGCAUUAUUCUGUGUGAUUAAAUCGGUCGCGAGAAGAAAGGAUUGGAAGGGGGGGGGGGGGGGGAGAGGUUCUACAGUAGUUUAGGCUAAAGUUCGUUAAGUUCUAUUAUGGACAAAAACUGUGUACAGAAAAGGUAUUAUGAUUAUUGCAAAAUGCAAAACACUAAAAACACGUGUGGAUGACUCUGUCAUCCAGUGUAGCGCAAGAAUGGCGUGUUAGAAUGCCAAGUGUUACCAGAAACAGAUAUUAUGUAAAUGUUAAUUUUCAACGAAUGUUUAACACAGUUAAGUUCCCCCGUGUUGCAGUCCACUGCCACCGAACGCGCAAUGCUUCCCAGAUUUAUUAGGAAGUUUAUAUCAAACUAAGCGAGUGUGUGUGUGUUUCUAUGUUUGUGUGAUGCAAAUACAUCGCUCUUACAGUCAUCGUAUCUACCAGAAUUUACCUACAUAUAUUUGUGAUACAAAAACAAAACCGGAUGGAACAUGCAACAUCUCAUAGAUUGCACCACUAUAAGACGCAGCAUGCGUUAGAUGGGCGUUAAAACGACUGUGUGCACAUUUGUGAACGUUUGCAGUGUAUAACUACCAGGAAAAAAGGCUUCGUAUUGCUUACAGCUCGUAGACAUUCAAACAGUGCGUAGUGAAAUUAGACUCAUACUUUGUACAUAACACAGUAUCAAAGGAGAGAGAGCUGUACAUAAUCAUCACUGCCAAUAGUGUUUAAACUUGAUGCCGAAUGGUAAUUUUUCAAAUUCAAUCUAAAUUGCAUUUUCCCCUUUCACCUUUUCUUUUUCCUUUUAAAUCAUGUGUAGUAUUUUUUACUCUUCAAUUAAGUCACCCAAACGGUUAACUAAUACAUACAAGGGUGAGUCCUUUCCAUGGUGCAAAACGUUCGAAACGUUCUUCUUCAUUUGCUUGGUUUAUCAUUUCCGGCGGCAAUUGCUUAUGCCUGCCCAGUUGACCGCAUUUUAGGUGUGCCGUAGCAGCAGCAGUAGAACGUUUUUGUAGCAAGGCGUAUCCUUACCGUUUUGGUGAACAGUUUUUGUUGGUGCAAAGCUCGUUUGGCGUGCGAAAACCCGGUAACUUGGCUGACAUCUGACUUAUGUCUACUGCAAACAUUAUUUAUACGAAACAAGUGUAAAGAAUCAAAUCUUUUACAGCCCCACCGAUCCCAUGACCCCAAAGCAUAGUUGUGUGAAACGAUCCUUUUUUGUAUUUUUUUUCCUGCUAGUAAUUUUUAAAACAUGUCACAGCAUUUUAAUUACAUUUCCACCUAUCAGUUACGUUAGCAAAAAAAAACACACACAAGAUGCAGACUUUGUACAUAAAAUGCAAAAUUGAAGCCGCACAGCUCAGCAAACGUGUAUGUGCAUCGUCAAUGACAAUAAAUCACUGUUGUUUAGUUUUUUAACGAACCGCGGGUAAGGGGUAAUAAAAUGGUAGUACGUUUGGUGGCACGAAGGCUGCAGGAGCUCAUAAGACACGAUAAACGAGGAUACGAGGAUUGUGGUGAAUUUUUGGUUCCUAUUCUACAUAUGUGUAAUCUUCCGAAUGGUCAGUGAGAGAGAGAGAGUGUGUGCGAAAAUGAGAAUAUUAGCGUGUAUGAAUUUCACAACAACGAAACAUCAUUCAUGAUGAUCGCUAAGAUUAUCGCUCCACUCCUAGUCAAAGUUGUAAAAAAGAAACACGCAACAUAGUAUUGGACGGUUAGGAUUGUUGUUGCACACUAUACGACGUACGGUGCGUGAACAAGCUCAUCAAGUUCAAGAUCAAAGCACAUUCAAAUAUUUAGAAAAAGAUGUUAGAAAAUGCAAACCAUAACAUACUAAUUGUAAGAUUCGGCUUGUGUAAGUGUAUGUGUGUUUGCGUGUUUUGGGGCGAACUAUUUGCGCGAACGAGUUAGCGAACGUUUAGAUAAGAUUAAUUCACCGUAAACCGUUUGUCAAAUCAAAUAAUUGCAACUAAAAACAAACAAACAAACAAAUCCGUAUUGCAACACAGUCAGGAUAAUGAUUGUUGGAGUGUUGUGCUUGUACAUAACCUGGCGCAGGUGCGGCAGUACUGUAGUGAAGUACUAAUAGCAUAAUCGUAGCUGUGGAAUGGGGAGCCAUGAAAUAAAUCAAACUACAUCAUCAGUACCGUCUAACACACCUUAAAAACGAGAAGCUUUUCUUUGUGUUCUUAUACUAAACCCCCAACUGGUGACAGAAAAAACAUUUCAACAUUAUCGAUGCGCCUGCACCUGUGUGUUCUGCAAACGCACCGAAACAGUUCGUUGUUUGCUCCUAAAGCUACAUUCUAACCAACUCAGUGUUCCUUCCCCUACAUCACGGUGUGCUCAAAAGCUUGACCCCUACUUUCCAUCGCUUAGGUUCCGAAACUGAAGGUAAUUAUGCAACGAAGUUUAUUUACCACAUACCAAAGAAACAAAACAACAACAACAACAAAAAACUCGAUCCAACCUUGUUAGCGUUCUUUUUGUAGCACCCAACCCAAGUUUCCAUACUUUAGCUAUCACCGAACUAUAUCUUACUCCCACUGUUCUAAUAGUUUCAAAGCGUUAACUUACUCACCAAACAACACCAGUCACUGUUCUAUCGUGUUUUUUUUUUCUUCCUCAUCUUUCUCUGCAUCUGUCUCUCUCUAGUGUCGUUUCUAUAGUGACCAACAAUAACCAAAAAAAAAAA